CUAUAUCCAGCGCAGGCUUCGUCUUCUUCGCCAUUCUCUUUUCAGAAAUCAGAAACCCUAACUCUUUCUCCUCUUCAAUCCCUCUGAAUUUUCUUCCUUUUUCUCACAAGUCUUCUCACCAAAUCUCAUCAAUUUCAAGAGGAAGGAUGCCAAGGUGCAAGAACGCUUCCUCGGGUCAAGAAACCGCAGCAGAGGAGAAUGAGAGGCCAUGGCGUCGUGAAGGGAGCAAGUACAUUCACAUUCAAACGGGUCUCGCCUUCAACACUGGAGCUUCAGUCGAGAGGUUCCAAAACAUCUUCCUCACGAAGGAGAUCGUCGCUCCCAAGAUCAUGAACAAGGACCUCUUCAAAUCGGCGACCUAUGCCCCGA
Molecule: messenger RNA, 369 nt
Organism: Cuscuta campestris
Lineage: Eukaryota; Viridiplantae; Streptophyta; Magnoliopsida; Solanales; Convolvulaceae
Source: the annotation of a GenBank genome assembly